Messenger RNA from Hippopotamus amphibius kiboko, 2650 nucleotides. RefSeq names its product CGRP receptor component (gene CRCP). Bases 227 to 793 code for a protein of 188 amino acids. The transcript is spliced from 8 exons. Gene Ontology annotation, molecular function: nucleotide binding. Gene Ontology annotation, biological process: transcription initiation at RNA polymerase III promoter. The record is from RefSeq and is a predicted model, not a curated record. Lineage: Eukaryota; Metazoa; Chordata; Mammalia; Artiodactyla; Hippopotamidae. Gene Ontology annotation, cellular component: RNA polymerase III complex.
CCGGCGUGCACCGCGGUGCGCGCAGCCGGCCACUGGGGGUCGGCGCGGACGCCGGGAGGGGCGGCGGCGGGGCGGCGGGGAGCUCCGCGGGUGCUGGCGGCCGGAGGCGAAGAGGCGGGGUCGACAUGGAGGUGUUCCUUUUAAAUAUGGUGUUCUUUGUGACCUGAGUGCCAUUGUGGUCAUUUGGGCAAGGCAGCACUUCUGUGAAGUCCCGGCUAUUUGUUGAAUGACUAGUAGCAUUUGGAAGGAUGCCAAUGCUGCGCUGCUUAGUAACUACGAGGUGUUCCAGUUACUAACUGAUCUGAAAGAGCAGCGUAAAGAAAGUGGAAAGAAUAAACACAGUUCUGGGCAACAGAACUUGAAUACUAUCACAUAUGAAACAUUAAAAUACAUAUCAAAAACACCAUGCAGGCAUCAGAGUCCUGAGAUUGUGAGAGAAUUUCUCACAGCAAUGAAAAGCCACAAGUUGACCAAAACCUGCCCUCCUCAGGCCGCAAUUGCUUUUUCACUUCUGUCCUGUCAAGAGGUCAUUUCUGUCCACGACACUGAGCUGAACCAGAUCCACAACCGCUGUGAACAGCAAAGAGCUGAAAAGCUGCAGCUGCUGAAUCACAGGCCAGUGACUGCUGUUGAGAUCCAGCUGAUGGUGGAGGAGAGUGAAGAACGGCUGACAGAGGAGCAGAUUGAAGCUCUGCUCCACACCGUCACAAGCAUCCUCCCUGCGGGGCCAGAGGCUGAGCAGAAGCAAAAUACCAAUGAUGACGUGACGAUGGACGAAGAGGACCCAGCAUAGAAGAGCACAACUGGCCCAAGUGUCUCUCGGAAAGUUAAAAGGCUCAGCAGACAUUCAGAGGAUUGUUUACUUGAUUUUACCUUCUAUCCCAACAGGCCUAAUUUCCUGGUUAGUUGCGUAAACCACAAAAACAAGCCUCUCUCAAAAAUAAGCUAAAAAGAAAUCCUUGUGCCUCUGGGAGAAGAAACAUGGUGGACAGGCUGAGGUUGUCAGGGCCGAGAGCUAAAGAGAGGAGGAGUGGGUCCAAGAGAACAAUGACUGUGGAACCCUCUGUGGUAAAAAUAUUUCUUCUGUGGCCUUUGCCGCAAUUGUGGGAAGGUCCCUGUACACAGCUGGUAAAAUACUUGCAUUGGCUUUGAUGGGCUAUGUCCUAAUUAAUUUCAUCUGCUUCCCUAGGAGCUUCCUGAGCAGGGAUGCAGAGCACUAGUGGGAUGAGCGCAGAGUUAUGAGAAUCCUUUUAGAUGGCUGAAACCUCCCAAAGCGGCAAGUAGUUGCUUUAAGUUUAAAUGACCCACUGAACUUGGCUCACCUUAGAGGAAUCUUUUCUUUGAGAAUAGCAGAGAUGAGAAAAGAACAGCCUGGACAACUCUUCAUCAAGUCUAAAGGCCCCUUUCCUCUGCUGGCUUUGUUUACCGGCUUACUAGUUAGUCUUAAAUGUUAGGGCACCAGCUCACUCCAGUUGAAAAGAGACACUUCAGACUGAAUGACUGUGUCGCUGCCUUUCUGAACACCUUCAGGUUCCUGCCCUGUGACAGGUGCUGCCUGUUGAAGCCAGGUGAGCUUCCUUUGCACAGCGGCAAAUUGCAUCUUUUAAAAAGGGCACAAUUAUGUAGCUCUUUUUGUGGAUGGAGUAUGAAGAACCAGAGGUUGAUUACUAAGAAUUUGAAUUUGUUGGCUCUUGCAUCAGUUUUUGAAUUUAAAAUAUUAGAAUAAUUACCAUGUGAAGAACUUGUUAAUAUUCAGGCUUUGGAGAGUUCAGUAGCCCCGAGCGUGGUUGCCUUAGAUCCUAGGCAUAUUGUUAAAAAUUAGUUUUCCACAUUCACUCUGCUCCCUAUUUGGGGAAGAAAAUGCCCAUAGACAUUAGUGUUUCAAAUUGAUACUCGUGUUGUAAAAUCACAUAUUUUCAGUGCUUCUGUUAAUUGGAUUCUUUCCAUCCCUUGCAAUUCCCAGGUUAUUUCAGCCUCCCCACUACCCCUGCCAAUAGACAGUUAUGUUCAUCUUAACCUUAUCAUCUAAGGAUCAGUUGAGAUCGGCUAACAGGCAGUAUUGAAAUUAACAGGGCAUUUAUUUUUAAAUCUCUCUUGAGUAUCGGGAAUUUUACCAGGAGCUCUUGAUUUGUCAGGGUAUACAUGUGCUUAUGUCACUGUUGUUUCAUUUUGACCUUGAGUGUUUUCAGUGCUUUUUCUUCAUGGAUUUAGGGCUUAAUUAGUUAAUAAUAAAUCAUUUCCAGGUACUGCCAACUUGUGCUAUUUUUAUAAAUCUUUGAAGAGUUUGUUUUACUGUGGCUAGAAAGAAAUAAAAUCUGACUUAAAAGCUAACAUAUAUCUAAUUUUAUUUUAAUUUUUUUCUUAAGUUGAAUCUAUGUAGGUCUAAAUUUUGUGUUGGAUUUCAAGAAAAUUUCAAGUUUCUUUAUUUGGGACCUGAAUUUAGCCUCUGAUGAAGUUUCUGAUUAAGUCAGACAGGCUGUAGAAGACUUAACCUUUAUAAGAAAUAUGGUCUGUGUAAUAUUCCCAUGGCAUUAAUAAUCAACAUUUCAGAAAUAAAAAGUUGUAAUUUACACAAGAAACAACCAGGAAGAAAUCUGGAAAGGAGAGCUGGGAGUCUUUGAGACUUGCUUCUCAUUUUAUAUCCUUCUGU